Molecule: messenger RNA, 1063 nt
Organism: Aspergillus neoniger CBS 115656
Lineage: Eukaryota; Fungi; Ascomycota; Eurotiomycetes; Eurotiales; Aspergillaceae
Exons: 2
Coding region: 412-948 (178 amino acids)
Source: RefSeq, a predicted model, not a curated record
CUUCAGACGAUUGAAAGACUUCAACUCCGAGACCCUCGGACCCUGAGACCCUGAUCAACAGGGCUCAAUUCCCUUCACAAAUAACACCCCCUUGGACCUCAAUUAGCACAUCUAUGAAGACAAAAAACACCUCUAUACAACGCCAUCUGCCUCACUGAGACCUGGCAAUCCCAACGUUAAAUGUCUCAGAUUGACUUUGGAACGGCUACAACAAGCUUCGCUAAGCCGAACUCUUCAGUUCGCAGUGGGGCCCACAUGAAACUACCCGAACGACUAAUUCCUUUUUUCCCCUGUAUCUUUCAUCUUACCUAGGGGAUACUAGUGAAAGGCUAGUAACUUAGCACCCCUAAUGAUACCGUGCACUAUGCCAGAAUAGUAUCUGGGAAAUGAUUAUAAAGUAUUCACGGGGUCAUGGGCGCAGAGAUUUCGCUAUCCGUCCUCCUCAGAGUCUUUCCACUUUGUUUGCUAUGCCCCAGAGUCACUUUUCCUGUCUCCUCAUAUCUCCUCGCGUUCCUGUUUACUCUUGAUCCCACGAUGGAUUUCAUUCCUUGUUCGUUCGAUGCUUUCAUUGACAAUUUCUUGGCGUGCUACCGACCCUGCUACUCGGACUAUCUCCAGCAGUUGGUCACCAACGGGACCUGUGGUGCUAACUACACUACCCUGGCCGCCAGCACCGACCGCUCCGAUCUCAAGUGCAUCUGCGAGAACGCAAACGGGGUCUCCAAUAAUUGGACGUCGCAGGUUCUGGAGUGCACGCGCUCCUCGUGUAACGGAACAUUCAACUACACCCGGUGGGCAGACAGCAUGUGGAGCUACGAUAACAUGUGCUAUUACGCUUCAGGCACGGCGGGCUACAAAACAUGCUCCUCCUCAGCGGCAUCCAAGACAGCAUCCACCGCUGGGCUGGUGAUUGGACUAUUAGCGUUGAGCCAAGUAUUUUUUCUUUGAGGUCGUAUGAAAUAAAUGCAGUGACCUGGUUUACUAGCUACUUUGUAACCAGGGAGGAGAGUUGGCCUGCAGAAGGGCACUGUACAAGCUGGGAUCUUAAAGAAUAUUCAUUUCC